Messenger RNA from Pleuronectes platessa (European plaice), 1220 nucleotides. RefSeq names its product interferon-induced protein 44. The record is from RefSeq and is a predicted model, not a curated record. The coding region runs from base 197 to 1090 and encodes 297 amino acids. The transcript is spliced from 8 exons. NCBI's taxonomy places the organism in Eukaryota, Metazoa, Chordata, Actinopteri, Pleuronectiformes, Pleuronectidae.
CAUCAUUUAAGUAUCUGAUGUCAGGUGCUUUAAAUCAUGUAAGAGAAAGAAAAGCCGCUCAUGUCCUAUAAAAGGGAGUGUGCAGAACCACAAACUGAAAGGAAAGGAUUGAAGGGGAAACAUUUAAAUUAGUAUAAAGGAUCAAGUUAAUUUUUUCUUUUGGAGUCACUCUGUCCAGAGCCACAGAAGCAAAGCAAUGGGAUCAAGUGAGUCUAAAGCUCCUCCCAAAUGUUCUGAGGAGCCCCGAACGGUGUCACCUCCUCCACCACUCUUAGAGCAGCCAUGGAGGGAGGUGUCAGAGAAGUACAAGGAAAAUCUUGAGUUUGUGAAAUCUUACCAGCCUGAAAACGAGCAGGUCAAACAACUCAGGAUUCUGCUUUAUGGACAAAUUGGUGCUGGAAAGUCGAGCUUCAUCAACUCUGUCGACAGCGUUUUAAAAGGCAGACCUGCUGGUCGAGCUCAGACAGAUGCAAUCUCUGGGAAAAGCUUCACCAGACAGUACAAGACCUUCAAAUUUCGCAAAGGUCCAGGGGUCACUUACUCUUUUGUUUUCAAUGACAUCAUGGGCCUUGAGCAAGGAUCUGACACUGGAGUCUGUGAAGGAGACCUCAAACUGGCCCUGAGAGGACACGUGUCAGAAGGAUACAAGUUUGACCCUGACCAAGAACUAAAGGAGGGUGAUUAUGGCUACAACUCCGAUCCCACUUUGGAAGACAAAGUUCACGUUCUGGUGGGUGUUGUUGCUGCGGACGCAAUGUCUAUGUUAAGUGCUGAGAUGGUGAAGAAGAUAAGAGAUGUCAGACUGGCAGCCAGUGCACUGAAUAUUCCCCAAAUGGUUAUUAUCACCAAAGUUGAUAACGCCUGUCCCGAGGUUAAAAAGGAGACAUGCGAUAUCUAUAGGAGCAAGUACCUGAAGGAAAAGGUUGAACAAUUCCACCAGCAGGUGGGCAUUCCAGAGAACUGCAUCUUUCUUCUGAAGAACUACAGUCAUGAAACUGAGUCAAAUGACCAAGUGAACGCUGCGAUAGUGUGCGCACUCAAACAGAUGCUUCACUACGGAGACGACUACCUCAACGACCUGGAAACAUGAAUACCCCUGAGGCAAAUACACAGUAGGCCAUUUGUCGGGGAAUGAGGAAAUAUUCAUCCAAUUUUUACUGUCUUUGUGAAGCAAGCAAGCUUGAAUCAUGAAAUAUGGAAUAAAAAUGCACAAAAAUUAA